UAUCUUGUUGUCUGUCAUCGUCUGUUUCUCCCAGCUAUCUGUGUUCCCUGUGCAGUGGCCCUGCUGUGUCUUGUAACCCUCCUCUCAGGGCCACCUGUUCCUUCAAGGCCACAUUCUCAUUCCUCAUUCCCCUGCACAUGUGUGCCUGUGUCGUGCCGAGUGCAGCCCAGACAAAUAGGCCUGACAGAAACACAAGCAGUGAACAGGGCAUCUGGAGAUUAUACUGUCAUCUCUCUGAAGCUCUGCCUGUGAGGGCUUGACUAUGGGCUGUGUCAAGAGUAAAGAGGACAAGGGUCCUACACAGAAGUACCGACCAGAUCCCACCAAUUCCACCCCUGGGUCACACAUGGGUCUCUACGGACCAGACCCCACUCAGAUGGGCCAGUCACCUGCCCUGAAGGGCCCCACCAACAACUACAACAGCCGCACAACUGGGCUCACUCCGUUUGGUGGCUCCUCCUCUGUCAUCACACCCUUCGGUGGAGCCGCCUCCUCUUCCUUCUCCACUGUUGCUGUGAGCAACCCCUUCCCUGGUGCCGUCACAGGCGGUGUAACUUUCUUUGUGGCCUUAUAUGAUUAUGAAGCCAGGACAUCAGAUGACCUCUCCUUCAAGAAAGGCGAUAGAUUUCAGAUCAUCAACAACACAGAAGGAGACUGGUGGGAGGCUCGUUCCAUCAACACGGGGCAGAAAGGCUACAUUCCCAGCAAUUACGUGGCCCCUGCAGACUCCAUCCAAGCGGAAGAAUGGUACUUUGGCAAAAUGGGUCGUAAAGAUGCUGAGCGACUGCUACUGGUUCCCGGAAACCAGCGGGGCACUUUUUUGGCCAGAGAAAGUGAGACCACUAAAGGGGCUUACUCCCUUUCAAUACGGGACUGGGAUGAGAUGAAGGGAGACAACGUGAAACACUACAAAAUCCGAAAGCUUGACAACGGAGGCUAUUACAUCACCACAAGAGCUCAGUUUGACACUCUACAGAAGCUGGUGAAGCAUUACACAGAGCAUGCGGAUGGGCUGUGCUACCGACUGACCACAGUGUGUCCGACGGUGAAGCCCCAGACUCAGGGUCUGGCUAAAGAUGCAUGGGAAAUCCCACGAGAGUCACUGCGUCUAGAGCUCAAGCUGGGUCAGGGCUGCUUCGGAGAAGUCUGGAUGGGUACAUGGAAUGGCACGACUAAAGUAGCUAUAAAGACACUGAAGCCGGGCACCAUGUCUCCUGAAGCCUUCCUGCAGGAGGCCCAGAUCAUGAAGAAGCUUCGGCAUGACAAGCUGGUGCCCCUGUAUGCUGUAGUGUCUGAGGAGCCAAUUUACAUUGUCACUGAGUACAUGGGAAAAGGGAGUUUGCUGGACUUCUUGAAGGAGGGUGAGGGCAAGUACCUCAAGCUGCCCCAGCUGGUAGACAUGGCUGCCCAGGUGAGAGAAAAACCCAACCACGAUCCACUGGUCUGCAAGAUCGCCGACUUUGGCCUGGCUAGACUGAUUGAAGACAACGAAUACACUGCAAGACAAGGAGCCAAGUUUCCCAUUAAGUGGACUGCACCAGAAGCAGCGCUGUACGGCCGAUUCACCAUCAAAUCUGACGUCUGGUCCUUCGGUAUCCUGCUAACUGAGCUGGUGACCAAGGGCAGAGUGCCAUAUCCAGGCAUGGUGAACCGAGAGGUGUUGGAGCAGGUGGAGCGUGGCUACAGGAUGCCGUGUCCUCAGGGCUGCCCGGAGUCGCUGCACGAAAUGAUGCGGCUCUGCUGGAAGAAGGAGCCAGACGAGCGGCCCACUUUCGAAUACAUCCAGUCCUUCCUGGAGGACUACUUCACUGCCACUGAGCCACAGUACCAGCCCGGAGACAACCUGUAGAGACCUUCUACGGGAGCCAGAGACUCACCACCACGUGCUAAUAAGCCCCCGGGACGGUUCCCAAACCCAUUGUGGCACCUCCUCCCUACAGCUCCCCUGCACACUUGUCCUUACAGAGAUGUUUUUGUUUUUCCUUUACCCUCCCAGAGCCAAACUUAAAAACACGAUUAGUGCAUAAAACGUAUCUUUUACAGCAGAUACAGGCUGUUCUCUGCCUGAGGAUGUGUGUGGUGGAGUUGACGAGGGUGUGU
Messenger RNA from Sinocyclocheilus anshuiensis, 2100 nucleotides. RefSeq names its product tyrosine-protein kinase yes-like. Gene Ontology annotation, biological process: protein phosphorylation. NCBI's taxonomy places the organism in Eukaryota, Metazoa, Chordata, Actinopteri, Cypriniformes, Cyprinidae. Bases 263 to 1849 code for a protein of 528 amino acids. The record is from RefSeq and is a predicted model, not a curated record. The transcript is spliced from 12 exons. Gene Ontology annotation, molecular function: protein kinase activity; protein binding; ATP binding.